AUGUCUAAGAUCAAAAUCAGACCGAAUACCGUGGAUGAUGUUAACAAUUUGACAGAUCUUAUUUCUGCGACAAGAGCCUUAAAGGAGCUCGGUCUAUCAGCAGCUAAUAUAAAAACUCUUGAAGAUGCUAAAGCUAGAAUCAUUCAAGGCUUCUCAAAAGAAAAGGCACAAGAGAUCUAUAAAAAGAAUGAUUGUGAUCCAAUGCAGAAAGCUUUAAAGGAAAAUGAAAAGAACAGACAUACACUUACUGAUAUGUUCAAGAAAGCAGAAGGUUUUUUAAAAACCCUAUCUAGUAACUUCCAAGAAGAUCUCAAUAGAGUGUUCCCUGAGUUUAACAAAUCUUUUUGCAUUAGAUCACGGGAUUUGGAGAAGUCAAGUUGCUACAUUUUAGUUGCAGGUGAAUCGGGGGCUGGUAAAAGCACCAUCAUCAAUCUGUUGCUAGGAACACGACUUCUGCCUACAAGUGAUUUAUACUGUACGUCUAAUAUCUGUGAAUUACGACAGUCAGACAAACGAUGCUAUAUGUUAUACCACAAAGACAGGCGAAAGCCCCCAGAAAUAUUCGAUUACGACGAAUCACGAAGUUUAGAUCAGUACAUGGAAAUUAUGGCCAACCAUAUCCGCCUCAGUAAUCAAGAAAGUGGUGAUACUUUCUACGAGAAGAUCGAAAUUUACUGGCCCUUCCCAUAUAAUAUGGAGAAAAUUGUGUUCGUUGACACACCAGGCGUAAGUGAUGAUCUUAGUCUAUCAGCCAGUCUUCAGAAAUACAUGAAUAAAUCUUUUGGAUUUAUAUAUGUUCUGAACAGCGCUGCUGCCGGUGGAAUACAUAAAGAUAGGCUUGGUCGAUUAUUGAGAUUAGCACAAGAGAGAGGAGAUGAAGAUUUUGAUCCUUCUGCUGCUCUGUUUGUUUGUAAUAAACAUGAUCUUCUGAAAGAUAAUGAAGUUGCGGGAGUUAUGGACGUCAGCCUGGAGAAGUUACAAGGAUGCUAUCCAGGUGUAGUCAAAGAACAGCUCUAUCCGAUUUCGGCGAUGGAGGCAACCAAAACCGCUGAAUAUGGACGUGGAAUUUUAAAAGAACACACUAAAUUGAUUGAUGCAGUUCGAAAUGUUUUACCUAAAAUAUUCCAUUCUCAACUAGCAGCCCAUUAUAGGUGGCUUGUGUCUGUAAUCAAGCGUACGUUAUACACUUUAAAGAUGUCAUUGGUGCUAGAUACUAAAAGUAUUGAAGAUAAAAGAUCCAUUAUGACCGACGUGAAAAAUCAAAUGUCGAAUUUAGCUCAGAGAGCAGACGAUCGUAUCAAACUUAUGAAAACAAACAUGGACGAUUCUGUCCAAAGAGUUGUGAAUGAUGUAUUAAAGAUCAUAGAUCAAAACCAGGCCGAGUUAUCAAUGUGGGGACCAAAUACAUACCCUCAACCAGAUAAAGAUUGGAAGGUGGUGGCUAGAAAAGCCUCUUUGAUCAUCUCGGAUCGAAUAGCUAACUUAAUAGAUGAAUGGGAUUCUAGGAGGAAUGUGGUUGGGCAGAUAAAGCAGGGAGUAUUGGACAAGUUUAAGAACGAUUGCGAGCUGUUUGAAGACCAGAUCAAACAAAUUGAGGGUAAUAUUGGUUUAACCGUUAUAUAUAUCAAUUGUAUCAAAACCUUUACUGCAAUUGCUGAAAAAGGUACAUUUCUGGGAGUAGAGACUAAAGCAAUAGCAGAUUUUCAUCAUUCCAUUAAAUAUAGAUCGAAUGUGAAAGCCAUUUGGAAAACGAACAAAAAGGAAAAGUAUGGUGGAAGUAUUGGAAUAGCAGUUGCAGAAGCUACGUCACUUAAUAUUAAGAGCCCCGAGGUAAGGAAAGUAUUUAAGGAUUAUAGUAGAAGCAGUAAAGCUGGUGAACUGAUGAGACAAGCCACCUAUCUCUUCAUACAAGAUUUAACUCCAUCAUUGGUCUCCGAGGCUCUGAAAAAAUAUUUCACUAGAUUUACCAAAGAAAUAGAUGAGAUCAGUCGAUUGAUACCCAUAUUUUUGGAGACGGACAAAGAAAUGAUUAAAACCCUGACAGCUGAUGUCCACCAAACUGAGCAGAAACUGAGUGAAUUUUAUCCGCAACUGAUUCAUAACUGUACUCAUUUGUGUUCUGAAUUAGAUUACUUUUAUUGUAGGAAAUUGAUGAAGGCCGACUUCCCAUUUGAUUCAUUUGUUAUCGAAAAUAAUCGAAAGCAAAUAGGAGAAGGGACAUUUGCUACUGUGUUUAAGUCUACUAUACCUGGAACAAAUAAGCCAGUGGCACUAAAAGUAUGUAAGGAACCCCUAACAGAAGCGAACGUGAGUGAGGUGUUGUCUGAACACGCAGCAUCCAGGGGACUCAGACACAGAAACAUCAUUUUGUAUUACGGUUCGUCAAGAAUUAUCGCUUCAACACAGCUAAAAUUUGUUAUGGUGUUGGAAUAUUGUGUUAGAAAUUUACAAGAGUUAAUUCGAGCAGAAAGUUAUUCCGUACCUAGCAAAUGUGACAAACAGACAAGUAUGCAGAAAGCUAUGCUGGAUAUGGCUGAUCAAGUCAAGCAGAUUGCAUCAGGUUUAGGAUAUCUCCACCAGAAAAGCAUAAUUCAUAGAGAUUUGAAAACUGAAAAUAUUCUGGUGACUUCAGACAGAGUGUUGAAACUCAGCGAUCUUGGACUAGCCAAAAUUGGCUUAGCAUCAACAAAACAGGUUGGAUCACCAGUUUAUAUGGCACCAGAAGUCUUACUUGGCUCCAGUUACCAAUAUGGAAAGGAAAUCGAUAUUUACGGCUUGGCAGUUGUAAUGUGGGAAAUGUGGUAUGGACAAGACGUGGCAGAUCAUAUCCAGAUGAUGUUGACGGGAAAGUUUGAGGAAUGCGUUUCUCGUGGCCUCCGACCAUCAUUAACUCUCAAAUGUAAACCACCUUCUGAAUGGUCAGCUGUUAUAUCAAAAUGUUGGUCACAAGUUCCAGCCCGACGUCUCACGUGCGCUGAAUUAAUUGAUUUUUUCCACAAAUUUUUAGAAAGGAAUGGAAACUAA
This is a messenger RNA of Lottia gigantea (owl limpet), 3024 nucleotides long. RefSeq lists its product as hypothetical. The coding region runs from base 1 to 3024 and encodes 1007 amino acids. The record is from RefSeq and is a predicted model, not a curated record. The transcript has 14 exons. Lineage: Eukaryota; Metazoa; Mollusca; Gastropoda; Lottiidae. Gene Ontology annotation, biological process: protein phosphorylation. Gene Ontology annotation, molecular function: protein kinase activity; ATP binding.